Trichechus manatus latirostris (Florida manatee) is the source of this 851-nucleotide messenger RNA. RefSeq names its product cyclin H (gene CCNH). NCBI's taxonomy places the organism in Eukaryota, Metazoa, Chordata, Mammalia, Sirenia, Trichechidae. The transcript is spliced from 5 exons. The record is from RefSeq and is a predicted model, not a curated record. The coding region runs from base 228 to 662 and encodes 144 amino acids.
UUCAGAAUUUCGUGACUACACUUGUGCCGUAUUCUGAUGUUUAGUAUAAAAUAAUCUUGUGUGCAAAGAUUAUUUCUUGUUGCUGGGAUAUAGAAAACAGAGUUGCUGUUAUAAACACAUUCUGUGUAAAGCACUUUCUGGUUAAGAUAAAUGUUGGACUGUCGUUAUUUCAUUCAGCCCUCAGAAAUGGUAACAUUUGCACAAUUUCUUUCCAGACUCGUUACCCCAUGUUGGAGAACCCAGAGAUUUUGAGGAAAACAGCUGAUGACUUUCUUAAUAGAGUGGCGUUGACAGAUGCUUACCUUUUAUACACACCUUCCCAAAUUGCCCUGACAGCCAUUUUAUCUAGUGCCUCAAGGGCUGGAAUUACUAUGGAAAGUUAUUUAUCAGAGAGUCUUAUGCUGAAAGAGAACAGAACUUGCUUGUCACAGUUACUAGAUAUAAUGAAAAGUAUGAGAAACUUGGUAAAAAAGUAUGAACCACCCAGAUCUGAAGAAGUUGCUGUUUUGAAACAAAAGUUGGAGAGAUGUCACUCUGCUGAGCUUGCGCUUAAUGUAAUUACGAAGAAGAGGAAAGGCUAUGAAGAUGAUGAUUAUGUCUCAAAGAAAUCCAAACAUGAGGAGGAAGCAUGGACUGACGAUGACCUGGUAGACUCUCUCUAACCAUUUGAAGUUGAUAUUUCAGUGCUAACUAAUCAAGAGAAGAAGGAAGCACAUCUGGCAUUUAACUUUAUUUUAAAAGUAUAGUGUGAAAACAUUAAAAUAUAUUAAACUUUAUUUAUGGUAAUUUUAAACAUGUUCCUUUCACAGGAGCUUUAUGUGAAAUAAAAUAGCUUCAAAGAAGCCAUAAUA